CAGAGGUCAGACAUGUCACACAUCAACACCACUGAGCUGCAGUCGCUCCUGCUCUCAUUCUUGCAGCAGUGCCUCAACAGCACGGGUAUACUGUCUCCACAGAUACCUCAGAACUACACUACCCAGCAGGCUGCCCACCACGUGGCUGGAGUCAGGGCCAACGCUCAGUCUGAGGGCAUGAUGUACAUCCUGUUGGUGGUUGGCAUGUUCAGCUUCUUCACAUUCGGCAUUAUGCUCAGCUACAUUCGCUCCAAGAAGCUGGAGAGCUCUGAUGAUCCGUACCACCAAUACAUUGCCCACGACUGGACCAAGGUGAUGACCCCGUCCAGAGCCGUCGCUCAGGCGCUGCACAGGGUAGAUGCAGGAAACGGAGCCAGCAGCAAGGAGCCCGUCGUCAUCUGCAACCCUGCAACACUGGAGCAGCUGCCAAACUAGAACGAGACAUUCAGCUAUUCAAACAUUUAAA
Molecule: messenger RNA, 466 nt
Organism: Cottoperca gobio
Lineage: Eukaryota; Metazoa; Chordata; Actinopteri; Perciformes; Bovichtidae
Product: potassium voltage-gated channel subfamily E member 1-like
Exons: 1
Coding region: 13-435 (140 amino acids)
Biological process (GO): regulation of ventricular cardiac muscle cell membrane repolarization; regulation of heart rate by cardiac conduction; ventricular cardiac muscle cell action potential
Cellular component (GO): membrane; voltage-gated potassium channel complex
Molecular function (GO): transmembrane transporter binding; voltage-gated potassium channel activity involved in ventricular cardiac muscle cell action potential repolarization; potassium channel regulator activity
Source: RefSeq, a predicted model, not a curated record